Messenger RNA from Lepisosteus oculatus (spotted gar), 4284 nucleotides. It is a transcript of the gene rapgef4a, whose product is annotated as Rap guanine nucleotide exchange factor 4a. NCBI's taxonomy places the organism in Eukaryota, Metazoa, Chordata, Actinopteri, Semionotiformes, Lepisosteidae. Gene Ontology annotation, cellular component: plasma membrane. Gene Ontology annotation, biological process: positive regulation of GTPase activity; Ras protein signal transduction. Gene Ontology annotation, molecular function: guanyl-nucleotide exchange factor activity. The record is from RefSeq and is a predicted model, not a curated record.
UGCACGGUCCAGAUACGAAAAACAACACAGAAAGGCACCAUUAGCGCAGCGCAGCACAUUUCCUGGAUUAACAUUUAAUUAUCCGAACUCAAGUUUUUAAUAUAUUAGCCCAUAAAUAGUUACUACUCCGGCAAUGACCCUCUUUCACUCAUGAAUGAUUAAAAAGUCGGUUUUUAGCAACUAUGAUGCUCUGUAGAUGUUUGCGCUGAUGCCAUGCGGCAAAACGCUUGAUUCACCUGCCAACCGUUAACGUUUACUAAUCAAGCUAAUCGUGUGUAAACCAUGAUUUCACAAACAGGAGGGAGUAAGGAAAAGCCCACGAAUAAGUGAGGGUGUUGAAGACCGUCUCACUCAGCUACGCCGGUUGGUUCCAUGAUAUCGCCAAAGAUGGUAGCGGCGCACACGUCUUCUCAUUCUUCUGCAUCUGCAGAAUGGGUUGUCUGUCUAGAUAAAAGGCCAUCAGAGCGGUCCGGGGAAGAUGUUGACAUCAUUUUUGCUCGUCUGAAAGAUGUGAAGGCUUUCGAAAAGUUUCACCCCAACUUACUUCAGCAAAUCUGUCUUUGCGGAUUUUACGAAAAUCUGGAGAAAGGGAUCACUUUGUAUCGUCAGGGAGAUAUUGGCACCAGCUGGUACGCAGUUCUGUCAGGCUCGCUUGAUGUCAAAGUGUCAGAGACUGCCAACCACCAGGAUGCUGUCACUAUUUGUACACUGGGGAUCGGAACAGCGUUUGGCGAAUCCAUUCUGGAUAACACCCCUCGUCACGCCACCAUUGUUACCAGGGAGUACAGCGAACUGCUGCGCAUUGAGCAGAGGGAGUUCAAAUCUCUCUGGGAGAAAUAUCGACAGUAUAUGGCUGGACUGCUGGCCCCUCCCUAUGGUGUUAUGGAAACAGGGCCCAGCAGUGACAGAAUGCCGGACAAGGACAACAUGACUAAUAAUGCCUUAGGAUCCAUCUCUAAAAAUCUGAAUAAGGUUCCAUCUGAAAAGAUCCUGAGGGCUGGAAAAAUUUUACGGAACUCCAUCCUUUCUCGAGCUCCCCCUAUGAUCAGAGAUAGAAAGUAUCAUCUGAAGACAUACAGGCAGUGCUGUGUGGGGACCGAGCUGGUGGACUGGCUGAUGCAGCAGAGCCCCUGUGUCCACUCUCGCACCCAGGCUGUGGGCAUGUGGCAGGUGCUGUUGGAGGAGGGAGUUCUAAACCACGUGGAUCAGGAACACAACUUCCAGGAUAAGUACCUGUUCUACCGCUUCCUGGACGACGAGCGAGAGGAUGCCCCCCUGCUGAGCGAGGAGGAGAAGAAGGAGAGUGAAGAGGAGCUGCAGGACACCCUGCUUCUCCUCUCCCAGACGGGCCCCGAUGCUCACAUGAGGAUGAUACUGAGGAAGCCGCCAGGCCAAAGAACAGUAGAUGAUUUAGAAAUUAUAUAUGAAGAGCUUUUACAUAUAAAGGCCUUAUCUCAUCUUUCCACAACGGUAAAGAGGGAGUUAGCAGGGGUGCUGAUCUUUGAAUCGCAUGCGAAGGCAGGAACAGUAUUGUUUAACCAGGGAGAAGAAGGGACAUCCUGGUAUAUCAUUCUUAAGGGAUCUGUCAAUGUAGUAAUUUAUGGCAAGGGUGUGGUGUGCACGCUACACGAGGGAGAUGACUUCGGUAAGCUGGCUCUGGUAAACGACGCUCCGCGAGCCGCCUCCAUUGUGCUGAGGGAGGAUAACUGCCACUUUCUCCGGGUGGAUAAAGAGGACUUUAACAGGAUUCUGAGGGAUGUUGAAGCCAACACAGUCCGACUGAAAGAACAUGAGCAAGAUGUCUUGGUUUUGGAGAAAAUUUCCACUGGCAGCCGAGUUCUAAAUCAUGGGAACGCAUCAUCACAGUACAAGUACAUGGUGAUGUCUGGAACACCAGAGAAAAUUCUAGAGCACUUCCUAGAAACCAUGCGCUUGGAUUCAAAUUUCACUGAAUCGGACCCUGCUCUUGAUGACUUUGUUCUGAUGCACUGUGUGUUCAUACCCAACACCCAGCUGUGUCCCAUACUCAUGGCUCAUUACCAUGCCCAGGCCUCCCAGGGCUCGGAGCAGGAGAAGCUGGAUUACACUUUCAAUAACAAGAGGCGAGUGAUCCGGCUGGUCCUGCAGUGGGCGUCUGUGUACGGAGACCACCUCCAGGAGGAGGAGGCAGCUCUGGCUUUCCUAGAGGAAUUCUAUGUGUCCGUGUCAGAUGAUUCCAGAGUGAUCCCAGCUCUGAAGGAACAUCUUCCUGAACUGGAAAAGAUUGUCAAACAGAAUACUGAAGAAGCAAAAUCCUCACAGAAAAAGCACAAGGUUCUUCUGCGCCAGUUCAGUAUAGGAGACGAAAGGCUUCAGAAGAGACAGCCGAUUAAGAGCAAUGAUGAAAUCCUGUUUAAAGUGUACUGCAUUGAUCACACCUACACCACUAUCCGGGUGUCUGUGGCGGCGUCAGUGAAGGAGGUGAUCAGUGCAGUGGCGGACAAGCUGGGCUCAGGCGAGGAGCUCAUCCUAGUCCAUGUCAACUCUGCAGGAGACAAAGUGGUGCUGAAACCCAACGACAUUUCAGUGUUUACAACCCUCAGCAUCAAUGGACGUCUGUUUGUCUGCCCAAGGGACCAGUUUGAUUCACUGGCUCCAUUACCAGAGCAGGAAGGUCCAUCUACAGGAUCCAUUGGAACCUUUGAGCUGAUGAGUUCCAAAGACCUGGCUUACCAAAUGACAGUAUAUGACUGGGAGCUGUUCAACUGUGUGCAUGAGCACGAGCUGAUAUAUCACACAUUUGGAAGACAACAUUUCAAGAAGACUACGGCCAACUUGGACCUAUUCCUGAGGAGAUUCAAUGAGCUUCAGCUGUGGGUAGUCACAGAGAUCUGUCUGUGCUCCCAGCUGAGCAAGCGAGUUCAGCUGCUCAAGAAAUUCAUAAAGAUAGCUGCUCACUGCAAGGAAUAUAGAAACUUGAACUCUUUCUUUGCCAUCAUCAUGGGUCUGAGCAACCCAGCAGCCAGCAGACUCAGUCAGACGUGGGAGAAACUUCCGAGCAAAUUUAAAAAGUUCUACUCAGAAUUCGAAAGUUUAAUGGAUCCAUCCAGAAACCAUAGAGCGUAUAGGCUGACUGUGGCCAAGCUAGACCCUCCUAUCAUUCCCUUCAUGCCUUUACUCAUGAAAGACAUGACGUUUACACAUGAAGGCAACAAGACUUUUAUAGACAGCCUUGUCAAUUUUGAAAAAAUGCGCAUGAUUGCCAACACAGUGAGGAUAGUGAGAUACUGUCGGAGUCAGCCUUUCAAUCCAGAUGCUUCCCUAGCUAAUAAGAACCACCAGGAAGUGCGGAGCUAUGUCCGGCAGCUGAAUGUGGUUGAUAACCAGAGGACGCUGUCCCAGCUGUCUCACAGACUGGAACCCCGGAGGAACUAGUGGCGUGGCCACUCCAGGGACUUGAGGAGAGUGCUCGUGUCUCUGCUGUACUUCCCAAAGGAAUCUGUUCUUCUUGUAUGAUAUCAUUAACAUCACAGAGACCUUCCCAGAGGCUCGUCCUGGGCUAUCCCAUGAUCCCGUUCCUCAGUGUCGAAGCACUUUUUCUAUUCGUCUGCUCCUUUCUUAGUGUGUUUUCAGAUAAUAUAUUUGCUCUGGGUAUCCCCAUGUUUUCAGUAUGUGAGCUACUUCCUUUUAGGAUUAAGAAACAAAACAGAAAAUGUUUUCUGCCGCCUGAGCCUCUGCAUCCCUAAACUGCAAACAUUUCAGAAGCAAAAGUGAAACCAAGUACGUACAUUUCAAACGUCCAAAGGUCCUGGGACUUCAUGAACAGAAAUACUUACAAUGAUUUCUUACAAUCAUUUGCCCUUAAAUUUUAAUUUAGAUUAAUAAUGACCUGCUGUACUAUCACUGGCAUUUUGUCCAAAUCCAAAUUAAUCUUGAUCCGUAUUUGUAUCAUUUUGUCUGUAUAGCUUGAGUUUGCUUUUUACUGACUUAUCACAGAACAAAGGCUUUUAUUUUUUUAAAUUUGAAACGCCUUCUAAAAAAUCAUUUUCUGCCUUCAGAACCAUUGAAGUUGCUUUGUAAAUAUGGAGGUUAUUUAUAGAUCUUUUAGUUUGGUGUGAACAUCAUAUUUAACAUAUGGUGAUAAAUAUAUUAAUUUUAUUAUGUGGACUUUAGCAUGCAAUUAAUUAUACUAGAAGAAAAAAGAACAGAUUGCACCCCCUCUGUAGAGAAUGUGUGAUGUAUGUGAUGUCUUAUAGCUUUGUACUGUAUAUGUAUUCUGUAAAUAAAAUAUACCUAUUAAAUGUA